AACAAUGGUUAGAUACAUACAAUACAAAAUGUACAACACACUGUAAUAGAGAGCCAUUGGAUUGAGCAAUCACAAAAUCUUCUUUGGUAGAUUCAACAUCUGCUUCUUUCACCAUUUUUUGGGUAAAUCUUUUUCUCAGUCAAACUUCCAAGAAUCUGAUUUACUUCUGUUGACUCUCAUAAUCUUGAUUUCUCUGAUUUCAUAAGAUUACAAUUUGGGGGUUUUGGUUCUUGACUAUCUGAUCUGAAAAAAGAUUCAAACUUUUUACUUUUUUGGACUUCUUGAAGCACCCCUUUUGAUUCAAAUUGAAUUUGGGUUUUUGGGUUGGCGUUGGAUUGAGCUUUAGAUUGGAGUUUUUGGGGAUGUAAUGGAAGAAAACGCAGCUGCUUAUCAUACUGCUUUAAAUGCGGCACAGGCGUUAGGAAGGGGUUUUGAUGUGAAUUAUGAUACAAGGUUGCUUUACUGUAAAGGGGUGGCUGGUUCUAGGGUUGUAGAGAUUGAUGAAGACCAUACAAGGGAUCUUUCAUUAUAUGAUAACCUAGUAUUGCCUAAUGUUUCAAGGGAUAUUAAUAACUUUCAGGAGUCCGGCGGUCGUGACGGCUCUAGUGCUUGCAAUUAUAAUGAGAUGUUGGAAUAUUUUAACAGAAAGGCUAAUAUUCCAGGCAAUGCUCCUCUUGGUAGCUUUAAUGUAGCAUUCAGUUUUACUGGUGCGAAGCAUUUUGAUGCUACCACUACAAAGACACUUUGUAUGGAUGGAUUUUUCAUACCACUUGCUAGGCUUCAACUUAUGAACUCAUCGCUAGUGUUACAGGAAAGUGUUAAAAGAGCUGUCCCAGCAUCUUGGGACCCACCCGCAUUAGCAAGCUUCAUUGAAAAUUUUGGGACUCACAUAAUUACAUCUGUAACUAUUGGUGGUAAAGAUGUAAUUUAUGUUAAACAGCACCUUUCAUCACCUCUUUCCACAAUGGAAAUAAAAAGUUAUGUUCAUGAUAUUGGAAAUCAGAGGUUCUCCAGCACAGAAAACCUUACAAGUUCAGGUUUAUUGAAAUACAAGGACAAGUCUAGCGAUCCGUCAAUAUUCAAUAGCCAAGGGAUAUUUCCCCAGCCCACAAAUGCUCCAUAUAUUGCUGGAAAUGGCAAAGAGGAUGUCACGGUCAUUUUUAGAAGAAGAGGAGGAGAUGAUCUGGAACAAAGCCACACCCAAUGGGCAAAAACUGUCAGAUCUUCUCCAGAUGUCAUUGAGAUGUCAUUCUACCCUAUAACUCUUCUGCUUGAAGGAAUCAAAGGCAAGGAGCAUUUGGAGCGUGCUAUAAGUCUUUAUCUCGAAUACAAGCCUCAAAUUGAAGAGCUGAGAUAUUUCCUAGAGUUUCAGGUCCCAAGGGUAUGGGCCCCUGUACAGGACAGAUUUCCAGGCCAACAGCGGAAGGAACCUGUUUGCCGGCAUCUCCAGUUCAGCAUGAUGGGACAAAAGCUUUAUGUUAGCCAAGAACAAGUGUCUGUGGGGCGUAAGCCUGUGACUGGCAUGCGAUUAACUCUUGAAGGUUCCAAGUCAAAUCGAUUAUGCAUCUAUCUUCAACAUCUGACCAACCUUCCAAAGAUCCUUCUGCCAUGUUGGGACACUCAUGUAGCAAUUGGCGCUCCAAAGUGGCAGGGCCCUGAAGAGCAGGAUAGUAGGUGGUUUGAGCCAGUGAAAUGGAAGAACUUUUCCCAUGUUAGUACUGCACCAAUUGAGUGUCCUGAAACGUUUAUAGGUGAUGAUCACUCUGGUGUGUACAUAGUAACGGGAGCACAGCUUGGUGUCUGGGAGUUUGGGUCAAGAAAUGUGUUGUAUAUGAAGCUUCUGUAUUCAAGGCUACCAGGAUGCACAAUACGAAGAUCACUAUGGGACCAUACCCCGAAUGAUAAGUCGAACAAAAAGAUCAAUUGUGAGAAUAGCAAUGGCGAUGCUAGUUCUGUUACAGGGGAGAAUAUUGUAGGCAAUAAGUUGGCUAAGUUUGUUGACAUGACCGAGAUGAGUAAGGGGCCUCAAGAUCCUCCUGGCCACUGGUUAGUAACAGGUGGAAAACUUGGUGUCGAAAAGGGGAGAAUUGUUUUGAGAUUGAAGUAUUCCUUGUUAAAUUAUUAGUUGAUACUGCUUCUGAACAUGCUGCAUUUGGUUCUAUAAGAAAGUAAUGAUGGCGUGUUGGUGUAUAUGGUUCGGGUUUUCUUCUUCUUGUGCAUGUUUACCAUCAUUGUUUGAUGGUAGAGUUCCCUUCGAAAGAAGAAUGUAUACCUUAGGUAGUUAUGUGUAAAUUUCUUCAAAUUUUGACAAUUGUAUGUUUUCAUCAUAUGUAGUAAUAUGUGGGAAAUGUUACUUCCAGCUAAUAAGAGAACAAUUCAAGAACAA
This is a messenger RNA of Solanum lycopersicum (tomato), 2386 nucleotides long. Its product is annotated as MACPF domain-containing protein CAD1. NCBI's taxonomy places the organism in Eukaryota, Viridiplantae, Streptophyta, Magnoliopsida, Solanales, Solanaceae. Gene Ontology annotation, cellular component: plasma membrane. Gene Ontology annotation, biological process: plant-type hypersensitive response; regulation of salicylic acid mediated signaling pathway. The record is from RefSeq and is a predicted model, not a curated record.